Messenger RNA from Oppia nitens, 1730 nucleotides. RefSeq lists its product as uncharacterized. The record is from RefSeq and is a predicted model, not a curated record. The coding region runs from base 129 to 1664 and encodes 511 amino acids. The transcript is spliced from 2 exons. Gene Ontology annotation, cellular component: cytoplasm. NCBI's taxonomy places the organism in Eukaryota, Metazoa, Arthropoda, Arachnida, Sarcoptiformes, Oppiidae. Gene Ontology annotation, biological process: protein modification process. Gene Ontology annotation, molecular function: biotin--[biotin carboxyl-carrier protein] ligase activity.
AAACGAGAUGUCGACACAAGUGUUGUGUUUGACUGACGUAAGUGUCGUGUGGUUUGAAAACCACUGACUUUUAGGAUUGUUGAUCGACGUGUUGCACGUGUCGGUCGCGCGUGUUUUGUGUUCAUUGAAUGUCCCGAUUGUUUACAAAAACUAAUCUGCGGUCACUUUGCUGGACAAUGUGCGACAAAUAUUUGUUGACCACUUCGACAGCUAUGCCGACAAAGUUUCCAUCAAUGGUCAACAUAUUGAUUGUCUUCAACGAGGAUGACCUCAACAGAAGUGGAUUCGCCGGCAAUAGAAUUGGUCACAUGUUUGUCAUAAUGAAGAAUCACAUUCACCAGUUGAUCGGUUCCAACAAAUAUGUCAUUUAUAAUCUCAAAACCGAUGAAAUCCGAGCCACCGAUGCCUGGCAUUUGUCCACAGCUUUGCUCAUUACAGUCGGUGAUCAUUCAAGUGAUUACUAUUUAAACGUUACAAAUGAUAAUUUUAAUGGUCAACACAUCAAUUUAAGUCUAAAGGAUCUGUUAAUUGAUCCUAAAUCUGAUAAUGCUUUUGAAUUUAAUGACAACUAUUUCAAGCAACUGAUUAGUAAUUAUCUACAAACUGACUCCAAUUGUGUUAAUAAUAGAUCCAAUGAUAGACACAAUAUAAUUGAUACGAAAGUUUAUUUGGUUACCAAAGAGUCAAAUAAUUUAUUUGUUGAAAAUAAUAGACACAUCUUUUCAAAGAUCAGAGUAAUUGAUAACAGAUCUAAAUUAAUGGAUUCAAAUGAGUCGGAAUAUGAUUCAAAACUUGAUGUGAAUAUUAAUGCCAACUAUGAAGACAUACCAUUUGAUACUCAAACUUAUUUCAAUAGUUUGCAAACUAAAAAAUUAGGCCAUUGUCUGGCAUUUACCACUUGUACGGACACAACAAUGCAUUUAAUCGACUAUUUUUCAGGAAUCGAUGGUUUUGUUGCCGUCGCUACUGAACAGACUAAAGGUCGCGGACGGACACAAAACGAAUGGAUUUCCCCGAAAGGUUGCGCUAUGUUUACGGUUCAGAUGGUUAUCGAUCACAAGUCAAACAUUGGCAGUAAAAUGGGAUUUAUUCAGCACUUGAUGUCUAUUGCUAUUAUUAAUGGUAUCACUUCUAUUCCCGGUUACGAACAAUUGGAUUUAGCCAUUAAAUGGCCAAAUGAUAUCUAUUGGCGCAAAACAAGGACUAAAAUUUCUGGUUUUAUAGUUGAGUGUACUUUUAAUGGCAAUAUGUUUAAUGUUUUAAUUGGUACCGGAAUUAAUGUUGACAACAAAGAACCAUCAAUUAGUGUUAAUCAUAUUAUUGAUAAUUACAAUUCAUAUUCAGAUCACAAAUUAGCUCAUCUGAGUUGUGAACAAUUGAUUGCCAGAACUCUAACACAACUCGAGAUUCUUCUUGACAUUUGCCAACAAUUCAAUGGACUAGAAGUGAUAAAAAAUUUAUAUAAAAAAUUAUGGAUACAUUCGGAUCAAGUGAUCAAACUUAUAGACAACGACAUCGAACGUAAGGUUAAUGUUGAAGGUCUCGAUGAUGAUGGCUAUCUUCUUGUCAAAGAUCUAAGUGAUGGCACCAUUUUAUCACUACAUCCAAACGGUAAUAGGUUUGACUUAAUGAGAAAUCUAAUUAUACCACGAGUUUGUAAUUAAUGAAGUGAUUAACGGAUCGGACAUCUUAAUUGAAUUAAUCGUAUAUUAUAUAUAAAUUUUUAUAUA